AUGAUCUACCCUCCUCCUUGCCAUACUUUUUGGUCCGAGCACACAGACAGACCGAGGCCACAGACAGACCGAGACCACAGACAGACCGAGACCACAGACAGACCGAGACCACAGACAGACCGAGACCACAGACAGACCGAGACCACAGACAGACCGAGACCACAGACAGACCGAGACCACAGACAGACCGAGACCACAGACAGACCGAGACCACAGACAGACCGAGGCCACAGACAGACCGAGACCACAGACAGACCGAGACCACAGACAGACCGAGACCACAGACAGACCGAGACCACAGACAGACCGAGGCCACAGACAGACCGAGACCACAGACAGACUGAGACCACAGACAGACCGAGACCACAGACAGACCGAGGCCACAGACAGACCGAGGCCACAGACAGACCGAGGCCACAGACAGACCGAGGCCACAGACAGACCGAGGCCACAGACAGACCGAGGCCACAGACAGACCGAGGCCACAGACAGACCGAGACCACACCGAGACCACAGACAGACAGACAGACAGACAGACAGACUGAGACCACAGACAGACAGACAGACAGACAGACAGACCGAGACCACAGACAGAUCUAG
This is a messenger RNA of Knipowitschia caucasica, 600 nucleotides long. Lineage: Eukaryota; Metazoa; Chordata; Actinopteri; Gobiiformes; Gobiidae. The record is from the annotation of a GenBank genome assembly.